Motacilla alba alba is the source of this 3563-nucleotide messenger RNA. It is a transcript of the gene MOSPD2, whose product is annotated as motile sperm domain containing 2. The transcript has 15 exons. The coding region runs from base 116 to 1672 and encodes 518 amino acids. Lineage: Eukaryota; Metazoa; Chordata; Aves; Passeriformes; Motacillidae. The record is from RefSeq and is a predicted model, not a curated record.
GCCUGCCGGGCAGCGCUGUCCCCGAGGCCCCGCCCCCCGGGCGCCGCUCCAUCCCCUUUUCCCGCCGCUCCUCGCGCUGCCGGAGCCGCCUCAGUGCGGGCGGACCCGCUGGAUCAUGGCUGAGCAGCGACAGGAUAAGGGGGCGCUGAUAAGCGAGACCCGGCGGCGUUUCGAGGCGGAGUACCUGCCAGAUAAAUCAGAUAAAUAUGAUUCUAGAGAUGUGGAAAGACUUCAGCAAGAUGAUAAAUGGGUUGAAAACUACUUGAUUUGGCGUCAUGAUGUUGUGGAUGAUACAUUAAAGAUGAUUGAUGAAAGCUUUCAGUGGAGGAAAGAAUACACAGUUAAUGACUUGUCAGAAUCUGUCCUUCCAAAAUGGUUAUUUGAAAUUGGUGCUCUCUUUCUGCAUGGCUACGAUAAAGAGGGCUAUAAGUUAUUUUGGUUCAAAGUGAAGCAUCAUACAAGAGAUCCUAAGCAGCAACUUGACAAAAAGAAACUGGUCGCUUUUUGGUUAGAACAUUACGCCAAGAGAGAUCAUGGAAAGCCCUUGACAGUAGUAUUUGACAUGGCUGAAACUGGCAUCAGUCACAUAGACUUGGAUUUUGUUCGGUUUAUUGUCAACUGUUUUACAGAUUAUUACCCAAAUUUCCUCACAAAGAUAGUAAUAUUUGAAAUGCCAUGGAUAAUGAACGCUGCUUUUAAAAUCGUGAAGGGUUGGCUUGGCCCAGAUGCAAUAAGCAUGUUAAAGUUCACAAACAAGAAUGACGUGCAGGAAUACAUCAGUGGAGAGUAUCUGCCACCUCACAUGGGUGGAACUGAUUCUUUCAAGUAUAGUUAUCCUCCGUUGGUUGAUGAUGAUUUUCAAACUCCUUUAUGUGAAAAUGGGCCCAUUACAAGUGAAGAUGAGCAUGAAAGUAAAGAAGAGAUAGAUGCAGACACCAAGGAGACUGGGGAGCUCAAUGAAGCACAAAACCUUAAUCAGAAAAAGAUGAAUUCUAUAGAACAAAUUUCCAAAUCAGAGGAAACUGACAAAACAGAGAUCAAACCAAAAAUUGCAAAGAAAGCAUUAACCACUUUUAAAGGACCUUUAUUACACAUCAGCCCUGCAGAGGAGCUACAUUUUGGAUCCAAAGAAACUGGAGAGAAAAAAUGUUUGAUAGUUCUCACAAACGUCACUAAAAACGUAGUGGCUUUUAAAGUGAGAACAACUGCACCAGAAAAAUACAGGGUUAAACCCAGUAACAGCAGCUGUGAACCUGGCACAUCAUUAGAUAUUAUAGUUUCUCUUCAUGGUGGCUUUGCAGCUUCUUUGCAGGAUCGUUUCCUUAUAAUGGCAGCAGAAAUGGACCAGUCUUCUGGAGCAGGUGUGCCAGAACUGACUCAGUUUUGGAAAGAAGUCCCUAGGACCAAAGUGAUGGAACAUAGGCUCAGGUGUCACGUCGUAGAAAGUAGUAAGCCCUCCUCUCUGACAUUAAAAGACAAUGCAUUUAAUAUUCCAGCAAAAACGAAUGAAGAUUUCCAUAUACAGCUAACUCAUUUACUGCAGAUUAAUAAAAGACUUGAGGAGCAGAUGAAUCGCUGCCUCUGGUUCCAGCAGCUGUCAGUUGUUUUAUCACUGCUAUCAGUUACUGUUGCUGCCUUCUGCUUCUACCUGGCGUAUGCCCAGAGAAGCUAAAAAGAAUUGCUGUGCCCUGGAUGUGCUGCUGCCUAUCAUGGCUUGUUGGAGUCAAAAAGAUUGCAGUGCUGCUCUUGGAUUCUGGAACUGCCAAAAUGAGGUUUGUGAGCCUACAGCAAUGAGCAAGGAACAGUUUACUGGGAAAAAGAAAAAGAUAGAAGAAAUGAAUGACCAGCAAACAAAAGUACUGAAAUUAUUGUCUAAGUUGACACUUACAAUAGGGCAUGAUGAAGAUGUUAAAGCUAGGACCUGUUUCCACUGUACAACUCAAUAAAAACGACUGAACUGGAAGGAGGAAACCAAAUACAACAUUAUUUAAGACUGUUGUGCUUUUUUUUCCUCUAUUUGACUACUUUAAAUACAAUAUUUCAUUUCUUUUCAUCAUAUUCAUUCUUACAUUCUGAAUCAGUCCCAUAGAAGAUGUAAGCAGUCAGCUUAGUGUAUUCCAAGGUUAAUCUGUUCAUCCAGGAAAAUUUACAGAAAUUUAUGUAGUACAGGUGGAUUUUUUUUUAAUAAUCAGUGUAUGUACUUACACAUAAAGGAAGAUAUUUGUUAUUAGUAAUUAUUUUGAUAAUUCAGACUCAUUGCUGUCAUUGGUUGAAUUCCUUAUUUUUGUGCUUCUUCUAAAUGAAAAGUUAUUGUAAACAUUACUUACCAAGUAACAUACGCACAAGUCAAGACACUAUUCCUAUUCUCUUUUCUUUUUUGCAAAGCAACAUGUAUUCAAAUUACAGAAGGAGUGUGGGAGCUGACUUUUUACUGUGAUGGCCUAUUAUUGGUUCAUAAAAAGGCUAUUAAAUAGUCAGUGUAAAAACUUAUUCUGAGCUGUGCAAUAUGGUUAAAUUCCAUAUGAAAUUAUGAAAAAAAAGCAAAUCAGGAAGAUUAAAUACACUUGAAGGCAACGUAAAAGUAUUGUAUCUGCCAUUUCACAGAAAUUGUUGUGGAAAUGGUGCAUGAAGCUAGGAAGAACUUUGCUAACAAGGAUUCUUUGUACUCAUUGCUGUAAAUAUGUAUAUUAAAAUGAUGACAACUUAAAAGAAGACUGAUGGUAUCUUUCAUACUUUUAAAAUUUUCACUCUUUAGGAGAUUUAAAAGAAUUAUGUUACUUGAAUUAAUUUUUUGCUACAGAUUGGCUUUGUAACAGAUUUCUUGGUUUUGUCUGCUGACUUCAAUAGAUAAGAAGUGAUUGUCAAGGAAAAAUAAAGGUCAUACUCUGCUUCUGUCUUUUUGCUUACAGUAUGUUGGUGAUGUAGGAUCAUUUCUAGAAAAUAGAAAAGGGCAGUUUAAAAUAAUAAACAGAUUAACUAAUAAAGCCAGCAAUAUGAUUACUAAAAAAAUGCCAUGUACAAAGCAAGGCUGCAUAAAUGUUUGGUGCAGAGUCUUCUGUCCUCUCUUAAUGUAUACAAUGGUUUACUGCAUCUGCUUUUUCCUAAUUUUCACUAAUCUCAUUUCUGCCUAUUUUGUUUCUCAGUAUUUUGUAUUCCUAAUGAUUUGACAAUUAAUAUUGUUAACUGCUUAUAAUGAAGCUGUUACUUGGGUUCUUUUUUAUGUGCAUGCAACUCAAAUGCUUUGCUUACAACGAAAUGGGUCGUUGUCUUAGUGAGAAAAGUAAUAAAGUAAUUUGUAACCUUAAGAUAACAAUAACCAUGCUAUUAAAAUGCCAAUUCCUUAAUUUGGGUGGAUUGAAUAGCACUUUACUGUAAAAUUGCCAGAAAUAUAUUCUUAGAGUCUUUGCCAAUAUGAAUAUUUUAAUGUUUUGGUGCUUUCAUAUAUUUUCAGUAUUUUAUUACUUAUUUUAUUAUUGGUAUUUUCUUUGUAUGAAUCAGAUGAACAUCUUUUCUAUUUUAAUAUAUUUUAGAAAAAUACAGUUAAAAAUAAAUAUGAGGAAAUA